UCCGCCCCUUUUAUUCCCUAACUUCGCUCUGCUCGACUUUCUGUUUAGCUGUGAUUUGAUUGCUUGGUCCCUGCUCAGCUAUGCGGUUCUAUUUGGACACACCUCGCCCUGCGAUACUGCAGCCUUUACCGUUCAUCUUCUUCGCCAACUGACGCUGCCAUCCUCGUUUAGUUGCGUUACUGUCGCUCUCUAAGCUGGAAGAUGUCUGCUGGUAUUCCUGCUCUACGGCCACUUUAGGAAGCAGUCCCCUUCCCACGGACGCUUAGCCUGAUCGGGAGGAAGACUGGCGCUGUGGUCCCGCUUUGGCUGUUUAUUUUCAGAGGAGUUUGGGCCCCGUCUUUUAAACUGGGGGCUGCACCGCCGUGCUCUGGGUGGUUUAUGUGAAGUUAAAGAGGAUGUUUGUGUUGCCAGGCCAAGCUGUUGACGGGCAGGCGAUGCCCUCUGGCUAGCGGCGCUAACGUAUCUGGAGGAGCUAGGCUGCAGACAGAUAUAACUUAGCAUACAAGUGGGGCAUGUAAGUGAGCAAAACAAUAUCUAGAUUCUAUCCGACGUUUUUACCUGGAGUAAAUAUAAAUAUAUUUUAUCAUAAUAUGAAACAGAAGCUAGCUUGGUAAAUUUUCCACUCAAUUUGUUUUGCACGCGACGUCAAGCUAGCUAACAGCUUUUGUCAGUAAAACAACAAAUGUUCACUCCUUAUUCUCUGAGACUAAAGCUACUGUUUACUAUUGAUACAUUCCUGUUCAAGGUAUUUUUUUUUACCUACUACUAUUCAUUUUGCUGAAUUAAUUAAUAAUAAUAAUCUUAGCCACAUGAGAAGGUCAAGCAUUACAAUUAACUAAUUGUUACAUAAAAGGACGUGUUUACUUCUGUUGCUCCUUAUAAAAAUAAUAUAAAAACCCUCGGAAUUUGGACCCUGCUAAAAACAAACAAACAAAAAAAAUAAAUAAAUCACGCCAAAAAGACAACAGCUCAACCUGUCGACCAUGGAGGGAAAUGUACAGCAACAUAAAAUUACUCCUUUAGGCCGGGAACUGCAGAGAACGUUUAACAGCUACAACAAGCACUCCAUACAGCUGAAGAAAAACUUGAAGGAGACCAAUGUGUUCUUCAGAGAAAUAAGGCAAAACUACAGCAAUGCAUGUGCAGCAACCAUAAGCUCAGAUUCAGCAUUCUUGGAAGCAGGCCAGCUUAGCUGCAUCUCUUUCCCAAGUCAUGAGGAAGAGUUCCUGCGCAACACGGUGGGAGCUGCGCCGUACAUCCUGGUGCUCGGCCAGGACUGCGCCGCCCGCUACCAGCUGCUCAACUGCCUGCUGGGGGAACGGCUGCUGCCUCUGGGUGCAGAGGCCGGAGAGGCCUGCAGCGGCGUCCACGGCAUUGUCUGCAAGCGUAGGAAGCUGUGUUUUACUCACGGCAGACAGACGCGGCUCAGCUUGGCGCUGCCCGGCCAAUACGAGCUGGUCCACCAGUUGGCUGCAAACCGUGGUCGCUGGGAUACGGUUCCCAGGGAGGACCUGGAAAUCCACGAGGAGUGUGAGGACCCAGCCCACAGACUAGCAGAGCUGGAAAUCACCCUGCAUCACCCUCUGCUUCAGGAAACAAAGGUCAUGGUGGUCCCCUGUCCGAGCGUCCAGCCCAUAGAAGAGGCCCUGGAAGACUGCACUCGCAACGUCGUACCUGUCAUCCUCUAUGCCAUCAACCAGGACUCUCUCAGCUCGGAGCAGGUGGCCGAGCUGCGGAAGAUCAAAGAGCUGCUCUUGUUUCCCAUUUGUUUUCUCCGCAUCCCUGAUUCCACACUAACGGCCUCCCCAGAAUCCAGCUGCCGGGCGGAGAAGGAGAGGGAGAAAAGCGUCCUCCACAAGCAGCUGCUCUCGCUCGGCUUCCUGAACACUCAGACCGGACACUGUUCCUGUGGAGCCCCUACGCAGACUUCCGCCCCGGGGGCUAAGCCCCAAAGCAUGCUGGUAGAAUCUUUUGAAAGGCUGCAUCGGCUGCUGGUGCCGUUCGCUCGCCAAGUUCUCCAGAACCAACAAGUAGAAGCAGCCAACCUGCUUAAUGGGCUUCACUGUCGAUGUCUUGACCUUUUCAUCAACCAGGCCUUCGACAUGCAGAGGGACCUGCAAAUAACUCCCCGCAGGCUGGAGUACACUCGUGAGAAAGAGGGUGAACUCUUCAACUCCCUGAUGGCCAUCGCAAAUCGAAAGCAGGAGGAGAUGAAGGAGAUGAUCGUGGAGACCCUCAGCAGCAUGAAGGAGCAGUUGCUGGAGGAUGCAGCCAAUCUGGAGUUUACAGAUAUCAUUGUAACGACCAAUGGAGAGCCUGUUACGUCAAAGGAAAUAAAGUCCUGCAUCCACUUGAUCCAGGAGCUGAUAGUGCUGCGUUUGAAUCAGGCGGUGGCCAAUAAGCUGAUCAGCUCUGUGGACUAUCUGAGGGAGAGCUUUGUGGGAACUCUGGAGCGAUGCCUCGAAAGUCUGGAGAAGUCCAAUUUUGAUUCCUCUGCACACAAUGUUACGUCUGAGCAUCUAAAACAGUUACUUAAUGCUGCCUAUCAUGUGGAGGUCACCUUUCAUUCAGGAUCCUCUGUGACUAAACUGGUCUGGGAGCAAAUCAAACAGAUAAUCCACCGGAUAACGUUGGUGAACCCUCCUGCCAUCACACCAGAGUGGAAGCGGAAAGUCGCCCAGGAUGCGAUAGAAAGUCUGAGCGCUGCCAAACUGGCCCGGAGCAUCUGCUCCCAGUUCAGAACCCGGCUGAACAGUUCCCACGAGGCCUUCGCAGCGUCUUUACGCCAGCUGGAAGAAGGUCACACGGGCCGUCUGGAGCGCACUGAGGACCUGUGGCUGCGCGUGAGGAAGGACCACGCCCCGCGGCUGGCCCGGCUGUCGUUGGAGAGCCGCUCCCUCAGGGACGUGCUGCUGCAUGGCAAGCCUAAGCUUGGCCGGGAACUGGGCCGAGGCCAGUAUGGAGUGGUGUACCUGUGUGACAACUGGGGAGGACAUUACCCAUGUGCCCUGAAGUCUGUGAUUCCUCCUGACGAUAAACACUGGAACGACUUGGCUUUAGAGUUUCACUACACCAGGACUCUGCCCAAGCAUGAGCGGCUGGUCGACCUGCACGGCUCAGUGAUCGAUCACACCUACGGAGACGGCUCCAGCAUCGCCGUGCUGCUCAUCAUGGAGCGACUUCACAGAGAUCUCUACACCGGAUUAAAGGCUGGUUUGUCGCUCAGAGAGAGGCUGCAGAUCGCCCUGGAUGUGGUGGAGGGGAUCCGGUUCCUGCACAGCCAGGGCCUCGUACACAGAGACAUCAAACUAAAAAAUGUUCUGUUGGACAAACAGAAUCGUGCAAAGAUCACUGAUCUGGGUUUUUGCAAACCAGAGGCCAUGAUGUCUGGCAGCAUCGUUGGGACUCCCAUCCACAUGGCUCCAGAGCUCUUCACAGGAAAGUACGAUAACUCAGUGGACGUGUACGCCUUCGGGAUCUUGUUCUGGUAUCUCUGCACUGGUUCAGUGAAACUCCCAGAAGCCUUUGAGAAAUGCUCCAGUAAGGACCAUCUGUGGAACAACGUCAAGAAAGGCUCCAGACCGGAGCGGGUUCCCACUUUCGACGAGGAGUGCUGGCAGCUGAUGGAGGCUUGCUGGAACGGGGACCCUUCCCUCAGACCGCUGCUCGGCAUCGUGCAGCCCAGCCUGCAAAGCAUCAUGCAUCGACUCUGCAACUGCAGCUCGGAGCAGAAGAGCAGCAGCCUGGAGGACUCAAACUGAAAACACUCCAGACAGAAACUGAUUUUUGUUGUAUUUAUGAGAAGCAGAGCUGAACGGACCAAUGAAAACUCACCUCACCGGUGGUGGAUUUGCAUUAUUUAUGAGGAGCUGAUGGAAACCAAGAGUAUGCAAACGUGUGUUUUAUUGUUCGUGCUUUUCGUGUAUUUGUAUACAAACUCCACACUAUGCUUUUCUCAUUGUAGCUACAGUGCUAAUUGCUACUUAAACGUUGAAAUGCUACUAGAUGCAUAUUGUUUUAAAAAGUAGUUUGUUCCCAGUAUUACAAAAAAUAUGUGUAAGAUUAAUUUUAGAUUGUAUUUAAACUGUCUGCAUCUAUUCAAAAACAUCUUUUUUUAAAUAAAACGAGCUGUUACAA
Molecule: messenger RNA, 4137 nt
Organism: Gambusia affinis (western mosquitofish)
Lineage: Eukaryota; Metazoa; Chordata; Actinopteri; Cyprinodontiformes; Poeciliidae
Gene: dstyk
Product: dual serine/threonine and tyrosine protein kinase
Exons: 14
Coding region: 984-3761 (925 amino acids)
Biological process (GO): protein phosphorylation
Molecular function (GO): protein kinase activity; ATP binding
Source: RefSeq, a predicted model, not a curated record